Fusarium tjaetaba is the source of this 1458-nucleotide messenger RNA. RefSeq names its product Halomucin. The transcript is spliced from 3 exons. Lineage: Eukaryota; Fungi; Ascomycota; Sordariomycetes; Hypocreales; Nectriaceae. Bases 1 to 1458 code for a protein of 485 amino acids. The record is from RefSeq and is a predicted model, not a curated record.
AUGUUCCGUACCUCUUCUCGCUCCCUUUGGGGCAUUGCCUCGAGAGCUUCCUCCAAUCGAGCUUCGCUAUUCCUCCCCCGCGCAUCAAUUGCGCCUCUUUUGCGUCAGCAACGCGCCGUAUACUCUAGCAAAUCCGAUGACGAAAAUCCUCCUCCUCCCAAGCAGCCCAUUGACAUUGAAGCUGAGCGCAAGCGGGGACAAGAGCUCCUCCAGUCCAACCCAAGUGUUGUUUCAUCUAAGAGUUCGGUUGCCAAUGCUGCGUCUACAGCUCAGGGCUCCAAGAGCGCUGAUCAGGACAUGACUAGCGAGCUCAAGCAUGAUAUUGAAGUUGUCAAAGAUACCUUUACCUUCACAGAUGUGCCGCGCGAGUCGAGGAUUCUCGGUUUGGCUGGUACCCUGCCCUACCUGGGAACGUCGCUGUCGACUGUCUUCCUCGCUUGGGACUUGAACAAGCCCAUUCCUACAGGCAAUUCCUUCUACGAUGCUAUCAUGAUCGAUCACGACACGGCAAAAUACCUGCUUGACGCUCUCGAGCCUAUCCAGCUUGGAUAUGGUGCUGUCAUCAUCUCUUUCCUCGGCGCUAUUCAUUGGGGUCUCGAGUAUGCUGAGAAGCAACCCCUUCGUGAACGAACCCGUUUCCGCUACGGCAUGGGCCUUGCAGCUUCUAUUGUCGCAUGGCCAACUCUGAUGCUCCCCGUAGAGUACGCACUCACAUCUCAAUUCAUGGCUUUCGUCGCUCUGUACUUUGCCGAUUCCCGCGCUGCGACAAAGGGAUGGGCACCUCGAUGGUACGGCUCAUACCGCUUCCUUCUCACAGCUAUGGUCGGCUUUGCGAUCUUCAUCUCCCUCAUCGGCCGCGCCAAGAUCAAGCAAGGCGAUGCCAUCACUGCCAAGGGUCUGAGCGACAACUUUGCCAGAUCUGGUAUUGCUGAUCACAGCACCAACUGGGAGAAGCUAGAGGCUGAGGAGAAGGCUCGCCGACGAAAGCAAAAGGAGGAGGAAGAGAAGAAGGCUAAGGAGGAAGAGAAGAAGAAGAAGGAAGAGGAGAAGAAGGGUAAGAAGAAGGAUAGCAAGGGCGAUGACAAGGCCAAGAGGGGUGACGACAAGAAUAAGGCUUCUGAGGAGGGUGAUAAGAAGGGCGAGGAGAAGAGCGAGAGUAAGGACAAGGAUGCUGAGAAGAAGGAUGAUGGCAAGGAUGAAGACAAGGGCUCUGAGUCGAAGGACGAAGGUGAUUCCAAGGAUGACAAGAAGGAGUCCGACUCAAAGGAUGAGUCCAAGGACGAGGACAAGAAGUCCGAAUCCGGUGAAGAGAAGUCUGACAAGGAGUCAAAGGACGACUCCAAGCAAGAGUCCGACAAGAAGGAUGAUAAGAAGGACAAGUCUGAAGGCAAGAAGGAGGACAACUCCGAUGAGAAGAAGGAUGCUAAAUCUGAGGGUAAGAAGGACAAGAAGGAAUAA